GUCUAGAAGAGUGCCAACAUUUGAAAAAUGUAUUUUCAUUGUCCAUAGCGAGAGGUUUGGUUCAACUCCAAAAGUUAGAAAUAGGUAAUUGUGAUGACAUGGAAGAAUGUUUUCACAAGGAAGGAAAAGAUGAGAAGGCACUAAAUGAUAAGAUUAUGUUUCCGCAAUUAACGUCUAUAGAGCUGGGCUCUCUACCAAGACUCAUUGGCUUUUGUAUAGGCGUGGGUCCCGUUGAGCUUGUCCAACCAUCCUUGAAUCAAGAGGUUGGAAGGAUCAACACUGAUGAAGUGACCAAUCUUGAAAAGCACAAGACGACAGACAUUCAACAACAUACUGGCCCCUUUCCUAAAUCAACACCCAUUAUCUCUCAUAAACUCUUCUCAUCCAACACCAUCUUGUGGCCACCGAGUUUAGAAAAUCUUGAUUUGAGGAAAGCUAAUUCACUAGAAGUGGUUUUUGAUCUUGAAGGACUGAAGGUAGACGAAGAUCACCAAAGAAUCACAAUACUUGCUCAGUUGAAAACUUUAGAGGUACAAGAUUUAUCUAAGUUGACAUACGUGUGGAAGAAUGUUCCACUAGGAAUUCAAGGCUUUCAAAACCUAACAUCCAUUGAAGUAAGUGAAUGUCAUCGUCUAAGAUAUUUAUUCCCAACUUCUAUUGCAAAACUGCUUGUGCAACUUCAAAGCAUUGAGAUAGAAGAAUGUGACGCAAUUGAAAACAUUGUUCAAAGAGAUGGAGAAGGAGAGGGAGAGGCAACGGAUAUCAUCCUAUUCCCUAGAGUUAGUUCCUUGAAACUACGAAAGCUGCCAAAUAUGAUGAGUUUCUGUAUCAAAGCUUAUUCUUUUGAAUGGUCAUCUAUUAAGAAGAUUUAUUUGAGAGAUUGUCCCAAAUUGAAAAUAAUUGGUUCAAAAAUUCAGAGCCUAAGAAAGUCGAAGAAAAUCAAUAGGGAAUUGGAUUCAAGACCCAAUGAGCAAGAACUUUGCUCCCUUGGUUUUCUUUGGCGAUGCCUUGAGUGUGUACCAUGUGGCAAAAAUUAUGGUUUGAUGGCUGUGUCAAACCAAGGCACUAUCAAUAAAUCCCAAAGAAGCUACUCUAUGAAGAAAGAGGGUACUUUGAGUAAGCCGAAGGAUUCAAAAGUUAGUGAUAGCGACAACCCCCCAGAGAUAUGGUCUUUUUUUCCAUCUCAUAUAAUUGAGUGCCUAAAGAAUCUAAAAUCGAUUGAAUUGAUUAAUGUCCCUUCACUGGAAGUUUUAUUUCAACUUGAGGAACUAAAUGUUGAGGAAAAUCACAUGGCACCAGUACUUGAUCAGUUAAGGAAAUUGAUUCUAUAUGGGUUAGAUAAUCUGAUGCACAUAUGGAAGAAGGGUCCAGAAAGGAUCUUGGGCUUUGGAAAUAUGAGAAUUUUAAAAGUUGAGAAAUGCAAUAGUCUAACAUAUUUGUUCUCACCAUCCAUAGCAAAAUUGCUUGUCAUGUUAGAGGAAAUUGAAGUUACUUGUUGUGAAAAAAUUGAAGAAAUCCUUGCAAAAGCAGAAGAAGAAGAGGAAGAAAAGGAUAUUCUGUUCCACAAAGUGAACUCAAUAUUGCUCAGUGACUUACCAAAUCUGAAGUGCUUUUGCAUUGAAGCCAAUGCUUUAAAGUGGCCAUCGCUGAAGGAAAUAACGGUAAUUGGUUGUCGUAGUUUAAGCACGUUUAUUCCAUCUAAUCUAAACACACCUAAGCUAGAGGGAGUAUUCGAUGAAGAAGAAGCCUUUCCAUGGGAAAAAGAAAGAACGUGUCAUUGGAAGGGAGAGCUGAAUGCCACCAUAGAGCACAUCUUCAAAGGAAAGGAAAAGCAAACGAAUCAUGAGACACAGCAAGAAGAGCAAAUUGAAACUAUUGAGAAGGAUAUGUGAUGCUGGGUAAGACAUACAGUAGGUUAUAUCAACUACAUGAUGUUCAACCUCAAGUUAGUAAGAGAAUAUGACGCUGGGAUAUAUGAAGAAGGAAGCAGAUUCACAAAACUUAUAAGAAGAACAUCUAAAGCUAUGCUCAUUCCCAACAGGGCAUUAUAUUGUUUUCUUUUUGUGCCUUUUAUUGUUUUCUUUUUGUUAUAUAACUAGCCGGAUCUAUCUUAUACUAUUUGUAUAUGUAUUCUGAGAGCACCAUUGUGUGAUAAUACUCUUGUUGUUUUUGUCUAUGUUCAAUCUUUUAUC
This is a messenger RNA of Quercus lobata, 2192 nucleotides long. RefSeq lists its product as uncharacterized. Bases 99 to 1892 code for a protein of 597 amino acids. Lineage: Eukaryota; Viridiplantae; Streptophyta; Magnoliopsida; Fagales; Fagaceae. The transcript has 5 exons. The record is from RefSeq and is a predicted model, not a curated record.